AUGACGUUAAUUACCAACGGUGGGUUCCCGCCCGCAAGUGGGCUAUACGACCCCGCAAAUGAAAAAGACGCCUGUGGCGUUGGCUUUAUCUGUGACAUCAAAGGUCGUCCAAGCCAUCAGAUUGUGGCGGAUGCCGCCUUCAUGAACUGCUGUAUGGAACACCGCGGUGGUGUCGGCUAUGAAACCAAUACCGGUGACGGCGCUGGCAUCCUUACUGGCUUACCCCACAAAUUGCUCAAACACAUUGCCCGGGAAGAACUUGGCGUUACUCUGCCGGCCACUGGCGACUAUGGUGUCGGCAACGUGUUUCUGCCUGUUGAUGAAGACGAAAGAGCACGCUGCAAAGCUGUUUUUGAAGAACAGAUCGCAGCUGCCGGACAAACCCUCAUAGGAUGGCGUCAACUGCCUGUCGAUCCCGAUAUCGCUGACCUGGGUCGCGCCGCACGUGCCGCUAUGCCUGCGUUUGAGCAGCUGUUUAUCGCGGCUAACGGUGUAUCCGGGGACGAUUUCGAACGUAAGCUUUACCUGAUCCGCAAACACACAACCCACCUGCUGCGCGGCGAUCAGAGCCUGACUCAGCGCAAAAUGAUGUACGUAUGUUCAUUGUCGACCAAGGUCAUUGUUUAUAAAGGCAUGCUGACACCCGCACAGCUGUUCCCUUUUUACCUGGAUCUACAGAACGAAGCUUAUGAAAGCCACCUGGCCAUGGUGCACUCCCGCUUCAGCACCAACACCUUCCCCUCCUGGGAUCGCGCGCAGCCGAAUAGAUUUAUGAGCCACAACGGCGAGAUCAACACGCUGCUGGGCAACGUCAAUUCCAUGAAUGCGCGGGAAGGUGUGGCAAGCUCAGACUUGUUUGGCGACGAUCUGUCCAAACUCUUCCCAAUUGCUGAGCCCGACUGCUCCGACUCAGGCUCAUUUGAUAACGUUCUGGAAUUUCUGCUCAUGUCCGGCCGCAAGCUUCAGGAAGCGGUGCUGAUGAUGAUUCCCGAAGCCUGGCAACAGCAUCAGACCAUGUCUUCGGAUAAAAAGGCGUUCUACGAGUACAACUCCAGCUUCAUGGAGCCCUGGGACGGCCCGGCCUCAAUUGCAUUCACCGACGGUACUUAUAUAGGGGCUGUACUUGAUCGCAACGGCUUACGUCCCUCGCGCUACUACAUCACCGAUGACGACAAAUGCAUCAUGGCCUCAGAAGUGGGCGUAGUACCUGUUGCACCGGAACGAGUUGUUUCCAAAGGCCGCCUGCAACCGGGCAAAAUUUUCCUCAUCGACUUUGAACAGGGUCGCAUGAUCCCUGAUGAAGAAUUAAAAACCGACCUUGCCAAUCGUCGCCCUUAUCAGACCUGGCUGGACGAACAACGUCUGGCUCUGGAAGAAAUUCCGCUGGUGGUCGGCGAAGGUUUAAGCCGCGCCAGCCUGACCCAGCGUAUGCAGGCCUUCGGCUACACCCAGGAAACCAUGCAGUUCAUGCUGCUGCCAAUGAUCAGUGAACUCCGAGAUCCGCUGGGGUCUAUGGGUAACGACGCUGCGCUGGCGGUGAUGUCUGAAAAACCGCGCAUGCUGUACGACUAUUUCAAGCAGCGCUUUGCUCAAGUAACUAACCCCGCCAUCGAUUCGAUCCGCGAAGAAGUCAUCAUGGCUCUUGAGUGUUAUAUCGGACCGGAAAAAAAUCUCCUCGAAACCACGCCAGAGCAUGCGCACCGGUUGCAUGUACCCCAUCCGAUUCUGUCUAACUCAGAACUGGCGUCGCUCAAGCACAUGGAUUAUCGAGGCUGGCGCAGCCGGACCAUCGACAUCACCUACCCGGCGGACUCUGGCGAGGUGGGUCUCAUCGAAGCGUUAGACCGGGUAAAUGCUGAAGCUCAGCUGGCCAUUGAUUCAGGUGACAGCUUAAUCAUCCUGUCUGACCGUGAAAUUAAUCCAUCGAGGGUGCCUAUCGCUUCUCUGCUGGCGGUCGGCAGCGUGCACCAACAUCUGGUAUCGACCCACGCGCGAUCGCGUAUCGGUAUUGUGCUUGAAAGCGGUGAAGCCCGUGAGGUUCACCACCAUUGCCUGCUGGCAGGUUAUGGGGUUGAUGCGAUUAACCCCUACCUUGCUUUCGAAGCGCUCUGGGAUGCCCGUAAUCAGGGGCACUUUGAUAACGUUGACCACGUUCACAACGAUGAAGACGUGGUCGCCGCGUAUAAAAAAGCGGUUGCCAAAGGCAUGCUCAAAGUCAUGGCUAAAAUGGGUAUUUCCACCCUGCAGUCUUAUAAAGGCGCACAAAUCUUCGAAGCCGUCGGCCUGGCGAGUUCCGUUAUUGCCAAAGCUUUCUCGGGCACAGCCAGCCGCGUUGAGGGUGUCGGCUUCGACGUCCUCAGCGAGGAAAUGGAAAAGCGUCAUGCCCUCGGUUUUCCCGCACGCAACGUUGUGCCGCUGACUGUGCUGCCCAAUCCCGGCGAUUUCCACUGGCGCCGCAAUGGUGACACGCACAUGUGGGACCCUCAGGCUGUGGCCAGCCUGCAAAGUGCCGCCCGCACCAAUAACGAAGAUGCGUACUGGCAGUUCGCCAAGCACAUGAAUGAAGAGAACACCCGCAACGCAACCCUGCGCGGACUUCUGGCCUUCAAACCAGGUGGCGAAGCCAUUGCGUUGGAGGAGGUUGAAAGCGAGCAGGACAUCGUCAAACGUUUUGCCACCGGCGCCAUGAGUUUUGGCUCGAUCAGUGCCGAAGCACACGAAUCUCUGGCCAUUGCAAUGAACCGCAUGGGUGGCAAAUCGAAUACCGGUGAAGGUGGCGAAGACGCCGCGCGGUUUACGCCUAUGGCAAAUGGCGACUCCAAACGCUCCGCCAUCAAGCAGGUGGCCAGUGGUCGCUUCGGGGUAACGAUUAACUACCUGACCAAUGCUGACGAAUUACAGAUCAAGAUUAUUCAGGGCGCCAAGCCUGGUGAAGGCGGCGAAUUGCCGGGCACCAAGGUGGAUGACUACAUUGCGAGCCUGCGGCACUCAACGCCGGGCGUUGGCCUGAUCAGCCCACCACCGCACCAUGACAUCUACUCUAUCGAAGAUAUGGCGCAGCUGAUUCACGACCUGAAGAAUGCUAACCCGAGCGCGCGUAUCAGCGUCAAGCUGGGUGCAGAGAUUGGCGUGGGUACAGUCGCCGCUGGCGUCACCAAAGCCCGUGCGGAUCACCUGGUGAUUGCCGGUGAUACAGGUGGUACCGGCGCCUCGCCACUGACAUCCAUCAAACAUGCCGGCGUCCCCUGGGAACUGGGUAUUGCCGAAACCCACCAGACCCUGGUGCUCAACAACCUGCGUUCGCGUGUGGUUCUGCAGACCGACGGCCAGCUGAAAACCGGUCGAGACGUUGCCAUUGCGGCACUGCUUGGCGCUGAAGAAUUUGGCUUUGCCACCGCGCCACUGAUUGCACUGGGCUGCAUUAUGAUGCGCAAAUGCCACCUCAACACCUGCCCUGUGGGUAUCGCAACCCAGGAUCCGGAGCUGCGUAAAAAAUUCACCGGCUCACCAGAGCACGUUGUGAACUACCUGUUUAUGGUGGCAAAAGAACUGCGACAGAUCAUGGCCGAACUGGGCAUGCGCAAACUGACAGAUAUGGUUGGCCGGGUUGAUCUGCUUGAAGUAGAUGAAGCGGUUAAACACUGGAAAGCCAAAGGCCUGGAUCUCAGCCAGAUUCUGGCGCCGGCUAAAAUUCCUGCAGAGUUCCUUGGCGCCCAUGCCAUUCACCAGCAGGACCAUGGACUGGACAAAGCGCUGGAUAACGAACUCAUGCGCCUGGCUGAACCCGCCAUUAAAAAUGGUGAGAAGGUUUAUGCCGAACUUGCGAUAGUGAAUACAAAUCGUGUUGUGGGCGGCAUGUUAUCCAACAAGAUUAUCCGCGAAGUUGGACCGCAGAUGCUGCCCGAUGGCGCCAUCCACUUUAAGUUCGAUGGCAGCGCCGGACAGUCUCUGGGCUGCUGGCUGGCAAAAGGUGUGACCCUGGAAGUCGAAGGCGACGCUAACGACUUUGUUGGCAAAGGUCUCUCCGGCGGGCGUGUUGUCAUCUAUCCGCCGAAAAACAGCUCAUUUAAAGCAGAAGACAAUAUUCUUAUCGGCAACGUCGCUCUUUAUGGGGCCACGUCUGGAGAUGCGUAUUUCCGUGGUGUUGCCGCCGAACGUUUCUGCGUCCGUAACAGCGGUGCAUCUGCUGUUGUUGAAGGUGUUGGUGACCACGGCUGUGAAUAUAUGACCGGCGGUCGGGUUGUCAUUCUGGGUAAAACCGGUCGUAACUUUGCCGCAGGCAUGAGUGGCGGCAUCGCCUACAUAUGGGAUCCCCAUGCAGAAUUUGCGCCGGCCUGUAAUAUGGAGAUGGUGGCAUUGGAGACGGUAGUCGCCGAUGAAGACAUUGCCGAACUACAACAACUGAUCACGAAUCACGCGGAACUCACCGGUUCCACUGUGGCUCAGCGAUUGCUGGGCGACUGGUCUAACAGCGUUGGCCAGUUUGUUAAAGUUAUGCCAACAGACUACAAACGCGUGCUGGAAGCACGCAAACAACAGGUCAGCGCCGGCUGA
This is a messenger RNA of Symbiodinium necroappetens, 4554 nucleotides long. NCBI's taxonomy places the organism in Eukaryota, Dinophyceae, Suessiales, Symbiodiniaceae. The record is from the annotation of a GenBank genome assembly.